AGCCAAUGUCGCAUUGAUCGUGUCUGAACCACACCUCGUCCUUCCGGCUCAACGUGUACAUUGCUGGUGACUGAGCAUUCUGUAUUGUUCACUACCGUAGAUCCUUGUCUCCCUCGAUAACCGCCCCCUCCAACGCUCAAUCCUUCUGCCCCAGAUACCGAUCGUCUCAUGCUCAAGACAGCCACGGUUACCGAACGCUUCUGGUGCUCCAGCCGCCCCUCCUCAUCACACGAGUGUCUGGCUCUUCGCUCCCAUGUCGUCAGCCCUCGAUGGUGUGUGGUGGCAUAACGGCCAGUAGCCAUGAACAACAAUUCCCAUACCGGCCUAUAUCCAUCGUCCAACAGCAGCACCUCCACGCUAAGACCUCGUGCCUCUCGACUGAUAUCCUACGUUGACGAUGACGCCACGGACGCAACCUCUAUCUCGACUUCCGCUAAUACAUACCCACCACGUCCUCUCAAUAGAGGAGUAUCUCCUGACUCGAAUGCCGCGCUGAGUCGCUCCAAGUCUGCGGAGAAAGGACAGAAUGCUCGAUCUAGCAACACAUACACGAGGUCCCCCGCGGGACCGCAGACGCCCUCGGGGGGAAAUGGCAUGUGGGAGCCAUGGUCAUCUAUACAAGGGCUGGCCUCGACGUUAUUGGGGGGCGAGCAGUCAGGAUCCAAGUUCAAUGGGGCAAUCAAGAAGCCUCUGUGGAUGAAGCAAGACAAACUAUAUGGGACCAAGACAUCUACCCAAAAAUGGGGCCCGAGCCAGGAGCCCUCAACAAGCGCUGCACAGGAAGCCAUUGAAGAAAGGAAGGCCAUGGUCCAGGCGAAGAAGAGAGAAGCAUUGCUACUUGCAAGUGUGUCUGAAAGCCGGGACAGCUUAGGACGAUAUAAGAGAAGGGACUCGGAUGCGGGUGCGGCUGAUUCUGCACUGAACGACGUGAGAGAAGAUGAUCUGGUUUACCUGCAUAAAGUACAGAAAGGAGAUACUCUAGCCGGAGUCAUCAUCAAGUACAACUGCCAGGCCGAACCUUUCCGCAAGAUUAACAGGUUCUGGCCCAACGAUAAUAUCCAGACCAGAACGCAUGUCUUGGUGCCGUUAGUAGGCUGUACAGCAAGAGGCAAGAAAGUCGACAGCCCCUAUCUUACAAAAGACCUGUUCGACUCCGGGCAAAACCACCCAACGAUCCCAACGGCGGACGCGUCUCACGGGAGUCAAUCUUUGUCGCCCAAUCCAUCAAAUUCGGCCGCGUCUUCCACAUUAAACUCCGAAGCUCUGUCGAUCAUCACCUCUCAUGCCGAAGAGAUUGACUUCAGGCAUGAUUCUUGGGUGCUGCUUCCGAACUUCAAAGAGCCUGUCGAGGUUCUGCGUGUACCCAGACGCGCCCUCGGUUUCUUUCCACGCGCUCGACGGAAAUCAAACGCUACAAUCACCGAUGCAUCAUCGAACUGUACGCCCAAGACUUCUUUUGACAUGCUCCGUCAUCCUCCGACACAUGCUGCACAGACUUCGGGGUCGUUGACAGGGUCACCGGCGCGCCGUCCACAGAUGAAUGAUCGAGGACUUUCGGGGAGGCAACGCUCAUCGAGUGGGACAGGCAAUUCUUUUGCCGAUGCUCUUCGCGGGCCUGGUGGAGUGGGAACUCUGCGCGGCCUUCGCACAGAAACGUCGCGUCCGGGUCCGGCAGAAGAUCCUCUCAACCGCAAAUUAGCACAGUAUCUCCCAGAUCUGCUUCUGCCCGAGGAUAUGCCUCGCACCGGGUUCAGCCUCAGACCGUCGCCACGGGGUACACCUCGCCCCAGUACAGAUUCACUCCGAAGUUCACGGUCCAACAGCUCUGGUCUCGGCGAAGUCGGUGGUGCGAUCGAAGGCUGGGUGAGGAAAAUGGCAGGGGUCAAGAGGGAAAGAGGCGCAGCGGUAGACAAGAUGGGUGACCUGAUAGAAUUGGAAACAAAUACUGAGCUUGCUGGAUUGGGGGGCGGCGGGCAAGACGGCACAAGAAGUAUGGAUGAUACGUCGGAUAUUCCCACGCCGACAAUCCCGACUAUGAUUAACACCACGACAGCCACAGAAGAAGCAUUGCUGAACGAGCGAUUUCCAAUCCGAGGCCGCGUUAGGAAUGCAUACGCCUCUACUUCGAGUCCGACCAAGGACAAGGGCGAUUAGGAGGAAUGAUUGUCUUUGCAGAUUCGUGCUAGUCGGGCCAUCCAUUUUGCGUCCGAAUACAGCCUCUUGGUUUUGUCACACUUCAAUACAUAUGAUGGAAGUGCAAUGUGGUUUCGGCCGAGCCAAAAUUCUAUGCCACAUACUUACCAACGUUCAAUCAACACGACCUUUCAUUGCAGUGUGUGAUUUGUGCCUGCCUCCGUCUCUGUAUACGCAUAUCGAUGGAGAAUGCCAAGGGCACCAGCUUGCAGUGGGACAUCUGUGAAAUCACUGUAGAAGUAUUCCAAUUAUCAGAUUUCAGCUCACGGUGCAUCAGUGAGGAUGGUGCGUAUUCGGG
Messenger RNA from Exophiala oligosperma, 2491 nucleotides. RefSeq lists its product as uncharacterized. The record is from RefSeq and is a predicted model, not a curated record. The coding region runs from base 301 to 2154 and encodes 617 amino acids. The transcript has a single exon. Lineage: Eukaryota; Fungi; Ascomycota; Eurotiomycetes; Chaetothyriales; Herpotrichiellaceae.